CACCAUCUUGUCCGUCCGAGGGGGGAAGGGGGGACGGUUGGGCGGCACCGUAACUGGGAGCUUCACUGCAUCCAUCGCCAACAACAACAACAAAUAAUCAAAAAAGCUUUGUAAAAUUAAUCUCUUUGUUAAUCUUGUUAAUUUUUUUCGUAACGUUUAGGGACGAUCAUGGCCACGAGUAUCCGUCACCCGGAGAUCCUGUGGGCGCAGCGCUCCGACAAGAUCUAUCUCACCGUGGAGCUCCCGGACGCCAUAAACGCGCAAGUGAAGUUGCAGCCCGACGGGCGGUUCACGUUCACGGCCUCCUCAAAGGAUGCCAAGUAUGAGGCCGAUUUUCAGUUGUUCGGAAGAGUGAAGGUGGACGUGAGCAAUAUCGACGAGGGCCGCCGCCAUACGUUCUGUGUGAUUCAGAAGGAGGAGAGCGGGUGGUGGGACAGGCUGCUGAAGGAGGGUAAGGCGCCGCCGUUCGUCAAGGCGGACUGGAACCGCUGGAUCGACGAAGACGAAGAGGAAGAGGCCGGGAAGCCCGCUGAGUUCAACAUGAGUUCUGCCAUGGACCGGUACCCGGAUUUGGAUGAGACGGAGGACAGUGACGAUGAUGACGACGAAGUCCCUGAUAUGCAAAAGGCAGAGGUGUAGGGUGCGAAUUCGUGACCAGGAUGCUAUUUGCAUGGAUCGGCGUGCAUGCUCGUGGCCUUUUGCUUGCAGCUAUUCAGUAAUCGAUACAAACCAUUUAACAGCCUUGAGGCAAUCGCUCUUGGAAACGGUAUAAUGCACAACCCUGAUUAAGUUCAAGAGAUAGUUGUUUCGUGACGAAGGUGUGUCGAGUAUUUCAAACCCUGACAAAUUGUAAACGAAGAUUGUGUAUCACAGCUACCGGGUCACCUUGACAUUGAUUAAUCCAUUUAUUCAAUCAACCUUUUGACCUUGAAUGCGUACAAUGUACAUUUCCGCGUUUUCUUUCGACCUCCAACAAAUUCCGUCCAGCAAAUUCUGUUUGUAUACAUAUACACAGACACACGCAGAGAUUGUGUGUGCGAAGUAGACCUGAUCAACAUGAUUGACGUCCUUUUUGUUCGUGUGACGAUCCGCCGACAACGCACAGUAUUAGUCUGUGGAGGGCUUCAGAAAGGAGAAGAGCGUCGGAGCAAAUGUGGACUGAAUCUCGUCUCUCUUUGUGCUUCCGAAGCCUCAUCUUCUCACCGUCAAUGCCUUGGCUUCUUUGUCACGGUUUGCUUUGUGACCAAACUCUUUGCAGUUUUUUCAUGUGGAUGUUGUUGCUUUACCAUUAAAAAAAUUUCAAGUAAGUUCAAUUU
Molecule: messenger RNA, 1316 nt
Organism: Physcomitrium patens
Lineage: Eukaryota; Viridiplantae; Streptophyta; Bryopsida; Funariales; Funariaceae
Product: co-chaperone protein p23-1
Biological process (GO): protein folding; chaperone-mediated protein complex assembly
Cellular component (GO): cytosol; nucleus
Molecular function (GO): Hsp90 protein binding; protein-folding chaperone binding
Source: RefSeq, a predicted model, not a curated record